Messenger RNA from Vollenhovia emeryi, 8363 nucleotides. RefSeq names its product cadherin-89D (gene Cad89D). Gene Ontology annotation, molecular function: calcium ion binding. Gene Ontology annotation, biological process: homophilic cell-cell adhesion. The record is from RefSeq and is a predicted model, not a curated record. Gene Ontology annotation, cellular component: plasma membrane. Lineage: Eukaryota; Metazoa; Arthropoda; Insecta; Hymenoptera; Formicidae. Bases 219 to 6011 code for a protein of 1930 amino acids. The transcript is spliced from 22 exons.
CAACUCGCUCCUCCGGGGGAAUCGCGGUAUCGUGAAUCACGAAUCGCAUGCGACGAGACGCGACGCGACGCGCACGGCGGGCGACGUUCGCAACACCCGGCGAGGAAGGAUCGGGGAACAUGCCCUGGAGGUAUAUCGCACACCCGCGGAUACGCAUUACUGGGAUGUACGAGACCGCAACGUGACUGACGCAGCACCGGAAGCAGAGGAAGUCAAAAAUGUCGCCGCGCAGGAGGACGUCUACCUUCCCGCCGCCGCAUUCCUGGCUGGUCACGGUGGUUCUGCUCGUCUUCUCCGUCCAGGUUCAGCGUGUGGCAGGAUGCCAGUUUUAUCCCGUGGGGGAGUACCUGAAAUUCGUCAGGGUACCGGAGAACCUCGAGACAGGGGCUGAGAUUCUCUCGCUGGAGGCACAUCCGAGGAGUCGAAUCGCCGUCAUGCCGGUCGACAAGGAGGAGGACGCCGGCUUCUUCACUUACAAGGAGAGGAACGAGACGCACGUCUCCCUGAUUCUGGCGCAGUCCCUGGAGGACCUCGUGGACGCGGAGUCGCCGAGGAACCUGUUAAAAUUUCGAGUCUCCUGCGACUCGGGCUCCGGUGACUCCCUGGUGUCGUCGCAUUUGUCGGUGACGAUCUACGUGGAGGAUAUAAACGAUCACGCGCCGCAAUUUGUCGACGCGCCUUAUCACGUGACGGUGGACGAGCUUACGCCAGUCGGUGUGACGAUCUUCCGCGGGAUUCACGCGCUGGAUGGCGACAAACCGAACACGCCCAACAGCGACGUCUAUUACGCUAUCGUGAAGGGAAACGAGCAAGGCAAGUUUUCCCUCGAAUCCGGCCACAGGACCGCCCUGAUACUCCGGAAGCCGGUCGACUACGACAGCGGGGAUCGCGAAUUCGUCCUGGUUAUUACUGCGACCGAUCGCGGCGUCCCCGCCAGAAGUACGAACAGCACCGUAAAGAUAACCGUCGUGGACAACGAUGAUCUUGAUCCGAAAUUCACGCGGGACAUCUACAAGGCGAAAAUUUACGAGUUUUAUCCUAUGCCGGAACAUCCAAUCUUCACAGAGAUAAACUUUACUAAUCCGAUCCACGCGGCCGAUCGCGAUCGCGACAUUAACGUGCCGGUGCGAUAUGACAUAAUAUCCGGCAACGAGAGGGGUUUCUUUCAUCUCGAUCCGAAGAACGGCUCGUUGUUCCUGAAACGCGCGAUCGACCUGGACGCCGAGCGGAGCCUGCCGGGCAACACGUUCAAUCUCCAGAUACACGCGUCGCAGGUGGACAACCCGUUGAAGAUGACCGUCGCGCGGGUCGAGGUGGAGGUGCUGGACUUGAAUGACAAUUUGCCGCAGUUCGAGGUCGAUCUGUACAACAUCAGCAUCGUGGAGAACCUGCCGAACGGCUUCAGCGUGCUGCAGGUGAUCGCGCGCGACAAGGAUCAGGGCGAGAACGGGGAGUUCGAUUAUCGGCUGGAGGACCCAUCGGGCGCCUUCUCCGUGGACCCGGACUCCGGCUGGCUCACCGUCAAGGAUCAGACGGUCCUGGACCGCGAGAAGCGCGAUCAUCUGAAGAUGAAGGUCUACGCUGUCGAGCACAGGCCGAGCGUCGUCGUGACGAGCGACGGCUCGAAGGGGUCCUCCGUGGACGUCGAGAUCACCCUGCUCGACGCCAACGACAACAAUCCCAUCUUCGUGCCGGGCAAUCUUUACGAGCUGGUGGCGAGGAGCGACGUGAAGGUCGACACCGUGUUGGGCCAGGUGCACGCGGUGGACGACGAUCUGGGCCCCAACGGAUUGGUCCGCUACCGAUUGCAGAAACCCGGCAACUCCACGCUCCGGAAACCGCCGUUCACGGUGGACGAGAGCACCGGCCUGAUCACGGUGUCGGAGAGCCCAAUACUCGAAGGGAGACACGCGAUAUUUGUGGAGGCAGCCGACCAGCCGACGAAUCCCAGCGAGAGGAGAUUCUCUUUGGCGGUGGUCACGGUGGACGUUUUUCGAGCGGACGGUCCGAAUGCAUGGGAACCGGAUUUCGUCGGCGCGCCCUACGAGUUCUGGGUCGGUGGGAACGUGCCCGUAGGUACCAGCGUCGGACAGAUUCGCCUGAACGACGCUGUCAAAACUAAUGACCUCAUCUACGAUCUUCUGCACAGUUACGAGGAGGGAGUUCCAUUUGCCGUGGAGGAACGCUCGGGCACGAUAACGGUCGUGGAGGAGAUCGAGCGCUUCGACCGUUCCACGUACGACUUCGAGGCGAUCGUCAGCGACGAGAGGGAACUAUCGCUGAUUACGAACGUUUCGAUCCACGUGGUGGAUCCGAACGACGACAGGGGUAUCUUCACCAAGGGAACGACCACCGCUCCUCUGGCUUUUCACGUGAAGGAGAAUGUGCCCGGCGCAUUGAUCGGCCAAGUGCUUCCGCAUAAUGGCACGACGGCGGCUAUGUCCGGUACUCAGUUCCUUAUCGUCAAUCAGCAGGAUGUGCCUGAUAUCGCCAUUAUGGGCGACGGUUCUCUCUACGCGCCUCAAGGUCUGGACCGCGAGGCAAGGGAGAACUACAGCAUCACCGUGAUCGCCGAGAGCUUGCGCGGCGUGGGCGUGUUCCAGGUGCGAAUAAUCGUGGACGACGAAAAUGAUCACGCGCCGGAAUUCACGUUGUCCGCCUACGAAGGCCGGAUUAUGGAGAACAGUCCUGCCGGAACGGAAGUUACUUUGACAAAUCCGAUUGCGGCGGACGAUAAGGACGAGGGCGAAAAUCGGGACUUCACGUUUGCGUUGCGGGGCGACGGUAGCAGCCUGUUCAGGAUCGAUCCGAUAACGGGCCGAGUGUACUUCGAGGGCACCGACGACGGCACUCUGGAUCGCGAGACAAGGGCGAACUACGAGUUCCGAGUUACCGCCACUGACAGCGGCGGACUGCAGUCGGAGAGCACUCUGAGGAUAGCGGUGCUCGACGCAAACGACAACGCCCCGAAGUUCAUACGGAUGGUGGUCCUGCCGGAUCAAGGGGUGCGCGUGUCGUAUAAUCCGAGCGACGACGCGUCCGCCGAGAUAGGAAGCGACGAGGCUCAACCCGAGAGUUCGGUGGACGGCGGGCGGCGCUCGCCGUUACUGCUGGUGCCGGAAAACACGACGAUCGGCGUGCCGAUAAUACGUCUGCUGGCGGACGACAAGGACGAGGGGGCGAACGCGGCGAUAACGUACAGCCUGGGGAACGAGACGACGUCGAACGGGGUUCGAUCGCGUCGCUACGACGCGACCAGCCGCCGCUACUUCCACCUUGAUCCGCGCACGGCCGAGAUAUCCGUUGCCCGCAGCCUGCCGCCCGAGAAGGAUAUCCGGCUGUUCGUCCUGGCGAGGGACUCCGACGGCCUCGCGGAUAACAUCACCGUCAGAGUCCACGUGACGGACGUGAAUGACCACGCGCCCGUUUUCGAUAAGUCCUGGUACACGUUUGACGUAGCCGAGGGCACGUAUCUCAGCCACGCGGUCGGCACGGUGCAGGCGCUCGACGCCGAUUUCGGCGAGAACUCUGUCCUCAGUUACGAGCUGAUCACCAGCCACGAGGACUCCGGGCGAGCCAGCAACUGGUCGCGGUCGUUCCAGGUGGAUCCGUACGAGGGAGUGAUACGGGUGAGCGGGAUACUCGAUCGAGAGAAAGCCACGACUCAUCGUCUUCUCGUGAUCGCUCGCGAUCAAGGCCUGCCGAGUCUGAGCUCGUCCGUGGAGGUGGAGAUAAACGUGUUGGACGUGAACGACAACGCGCCGACGUUCCACGGCUACGACGAGCUGGAGGAAGGCGAUCGGCUGCCGGUCUACCGGGUCUCCGUUCUUGAGAACAGCCCGAUCGGCACGCAAGUUGCCAAGGUGUACGCGAACGACAGCGAUUUCGCCGGCAACGGCAACGGAUUGAUCCUGUUCGAUCUGAGCAACCAGGAUCACGCGGACAAACAGUAUUUCGCGGUGGACAGCAAGGAGGGCAUUGUCACGACCAUCGCCAAGCUCGACUACGAGACCAGGAGCAAUCAUCGUCUGAUCGUCACGGCGAGCGAUCUCGGUUCGCCGAUCAGUUUGACCUCCUCGGCCGUGGUGCUCGUCACGGUGUUGAACGUCGACGAUGACGAGGAGGCGGACAACGAGGUGCACAAGAUGCCGACGUUCCGGCAUCGAUAUUACGAAGUGGAGGUCGACGAGAACGCUUCUCUGCCGUUGCUGGUCGCGCAGCUCGAGCUCACCGACGAUCGCCACGCCGAUUACAUAAGAUUCAGCGUCGUGGCUGACGGUUCCGACGGCAGGGAGCACUUCUCGGUCGAUCCCAAGAACGGCUCUUUGUAUCUGAUGACGGAGAUCGACCGGGAGACCAGAGAUCGGUACGAGACCAAGGUCAGGGUUGAUCGAUUGAAGCUCGGCCGUGGCAUACCAGUGAUGAUCUACCCGGUCGUUGGUGAACGGCUGAAUGGACUGGCGCCUAAUGAAGCCAGAGUGGUCGUCAGAGUGAAGGACGUGAAUGACAACGCGCCCAGAUUCAAGACAAAGGACAGGCCCAUCCUCGCCGCUAUACCCACCACUGCUCAUUACGGUUACGAGGUCGUCAAAGUGGAGGCGGAAGACCCGGACCUGGGGAUAAAUGGCGAAGUGCGCUACCAAAUUCUUGGCCGGGAGGACGCCCCGCGUUUCGCCAUUGACCCACUCAGCGGUCAAGUGCGAUCAGUGGCGAGUUUUGGCCGCGAUGCCGGUCGCGUCUUCGGUUUCGACGUCAAGGCCACUGACAGGCAGGGCGCCGAGAACGGGCGCAGCAGCAUCACCAACGUUUUCGUGUACGUGUUGGACGAUCAGAAGCAAGUCGUCAUGGUCAUGGGCCGGAAGCCCAUCGAGAUCGAGCCGGAGCUCGACAACAUCACUGUCGCGUUGCAGAAUGUCACCGGCUUGGACGUGCGUGUGAGGAAGCUGGAGCCCCACAUCGAGAAGAACCUGAUCGACGGGGCCUCUACCGACGUUUACCUGUACGCGAUCGACCCACAUCUGAAUGUCAUGGUGGACAUGGAAACUUUGCACAGCGUUUUUAAUAACAAGAAGGCGGACAUAAAACGCGAACUGGAUGAAUAUCGCGUGCUGGAAAUCGCUGGUAACGCUCCACGUAGAAGUAAUCAGCGUUACUUGCUGUCCACCCUCGAAGUGGGCGUCGUGGUACUCGGCUGCGUCGUCUUCGUAGGCGCCCUCGUGACCGCCCUAUGCGUUACCUGCGUUCGUCGCAACAAACGUCGUAGACGACGAGACCAGGCCAUGUUCUCGACGGUCGGCCCGGUCGGAUUCGCUCUGACGGACCCCGCCGGCACUCUGCAAAAGCCGCCGCUCUUUCCCACCUUCGUCGACGGCCUCCAUUACGAUCCCGAACCCUUCUGCUCCGAGAUGCCCAGACGACAGAGCAUGUGCGAGCACGGAAAUUGCGUCCGCUUUCACACGAUGAGCGGAGGCGGAAAACACGCGGUGAGGACAACGGGUACCUUGAAAGGCCUCGAGGCAUCCGCGACAUCCUUGCAUUCCAGUGGUCAGGACUCCGGUAUCGUAGCGCGUACCUCUUGUCAUUGCAGUCACUCGUCCAGUCCUUCCAGCGGCGAGAGCAGCAACGGGUACGAAGACUCGCUCAAGUCUCUUCAGCGUCGCGAGAGAUGCAAUGACGUCUCGCGUGGCAGCCACGAUAUCUCCAGCGUGGUCGGGAGACGUGCAACGGCGGCGAAACGGCGGCAACGCUUCCACUCCUUCUCGAACGGCGAAUCCGUCUAUACCCACGAGAUGACCCUGCAGCAGCAGCAGCAGCAGCAGCAACAACAUUGUUGCGUCGGUACCGAGAAGAGACGGAAGGCGGAGCAUCGCCGCGCUCAUUCCGAGGCGGAGAACAAUAUCACCGAAACGGUGAUACACGAACACCCGGGCACGGAGAUAUCGUUAGCGAGCUCCCUACCGAACACCAUUCACGAACCAGCCACAUGCUCUACUAGCAGCGUCGAUUUGUAAAAAAAAAAAGGGGGGGAGCUUUCAAGGAGCACCAGGAUACAGCGGUUGCGAAUAUUUCUAUUCGGCAAUUUAACGUCCUUCCUGCGAAUUCGUGUACAAAUUGUUGUACAUUGUGUGCUCACGGCGUGUCAUCUCGUUGCCAAAGUAUUCGUACGUCGUUAAAGCCAGGGAAUCAUUCAUUUCUGUAAAUACACGGCAUCGCCUUCGGUAUUCGAUCUUCCACGUCCUUUUUGAUUAAUCGAGAUAACGGCGCGGAUUAGCAGUUGUUGCUAAGAUUAUUUAUCGCUCUGGUAUUAUAAUGCGAGAUGCAAACGUUUAUGUACAAUAUAAUAUUAAUAUAUUGCAUAUUAAUAUAAUGUCUUGUAAUUAUAAUGUAAUUUGUUGUACUUAUUAAUAUAAUUCGUUGUACAGAUACAUCUUGCGAGUGAGUCCGUGUCUCGAUGGGUUAUUACCCUGAACUAUUAUUUAAUACAUGUACGUAUAUGUACGUUUGUGUAAAAUGUAACAAAGUGUAACAUACAUGUAAUUUAUGCCCUAAUCUAGCUGUCGUUAUUAGAUAAGAUUUCAUAAAAUGUUUAAUACGAGUAAUAUAUUUUAUUUUUCGCUUUUAUUCUAACACGAAUGUCGGCCAUUAACUCAGUUCGAUUAAUGGUCAACGUUCUAUCUUAGGAACAAAAUUUUAUUAUAAAUAAAAUGACGUUAAAAUAAUAAACAGCCGCCCCUUAACUUCUUAAAGAUGGAUCGUGACGCUCUUAGUCGUAAGAUUUGUAAAAAUUGGUUUCUUUAAAUAUUUAUUUCGGUAUCGUGCGAGAUUUUUAGAAAUUAAAUUGUGAUUUAAUUAACAUUUUUCACGCUUUAAUUAUAGCUCCCUUAGUGGGGUCGAAAUAUGCUGCUGUGCAUUCACGGGCGCAAUCACAGCCGUCGUCAAGCCCCGACCUUCGAAGACUCGUCAACGCCGAUAUCCCGCAAUUCCUCUCAAAGUCCUCCCCGACGUCUGAGGAAUCUCUCUACUUAAUUAAAUCAGCGUGGGUGUUUUAAUUACGAUAAAUCAAAUCAGGGCGCAGGCGCGUUAUUAAUUCCUCUUUAAAGGGGGAUAUCGGAAGAACGCACUGGUGUAAAUUAUUGAUGCUGCCGGGGUGCAAGCGAGCAAAGUCGUUUCUGAUCGUCUUUUUAUCGCGAUUUACUGGAGAUGAUGGACGAUUGUCUAUCCGUGCUCGUUUUUAAAACGCUGCGACAAAAACGUUCUUUCUUUGCCGACCGCAGCAAGAACAACAACCAAUACCAUUUACGGAAGAGACGCCCUGUUGCAAGAACAUUCUUUCUCAGUAAUCACAAUAUCGCCAACUUUUUAACGUAAUUACAGUAAGUGAAAUUUAAUCGCUUCCACCGGGAGGAAUAAUCAAUAAUCGUUUCAAUUUUACCAACCGUCAACAUUCUUCUCAACAGUUAUCCUCUUCAAUUUUCAGACACAUCAUCUUGCCGAUUAACGUAUUUGCGAAUCUUUGGACCUUCAUCUUAAUCGUAAUAUCCUUGGAAGGAGAACAGCGGUUCGGUGACUAAACACGGGUGCGGAUCCAGAGGGACGUUCUCGGGACACCCCUAAUACGUUCGGUAAAUAAGUUUUAAGCGCCCGAUCGAGCGCUCAACUGAAUCAAAUUACGCCAUCGAUUACGGGAUCAGGUUGGCGCACGGCUUAAAAGGUCACCGAUUAACGUUGCCGACCUCGACCUCGGCUGGCAGGAUACGGGGACGAUGUGCGGGACCGCCGCGUGCCUCGCGCCGAUAGAAAUCACGGUUCCCGGUGGAGAAAAUAGGAAAGGAUUCCGUGACGCGCGCGGCAUGGCAUUAGGUAUCUAAUAUUUCACUCAAGUAUUCGAAUAACGCUCUCGCAGGACCUGAGUUGAUGAAACGGCUCGGUCUCACAAGACGGCAAGGCCGUGACCUUCGUCUCUGCCUCGGAGACCCCGGCCCAUUCCACCCUCUUCCGCUUUUCUUUCAUUUAGCCGCGACUUUAGAGGGACAACCCGUCACUCUCCUCUGUCGCGCUAGCUUCGGAUUGGAACGCGAUCGCUCAGCAAUCGAUUUUCGGAACAUCGUUAACUCUUUAAUUAAAUAAAUAAUGAACUUAAUUACAGUAAACGUAGUUCGACUGCUGCCUCCGUGAAUACUCGAUAAUCGUUUCACUAACCCAUACAGCACGCAUGUCUAAAAGACAUCUUUAAGACAUCAUUAAGUCGUCUUUUAGAUAUACAUAUCUAUGCGUGCUGUAUGGGAAUGUCUUUUCAGAAAAAUAAGUGGCGCGUCUUAGGCCAGGUUUCCACCAACGUUGUUUAAGCUUGCAAUUAGCUUAAU